AUGAAAUCACCCACAGUUUUCGAUUCGGUACACAAUUCAAACAAGUCAUCUACAACUAUCUCUAAUUCCGACACUCUUCCGUCGUCAUUAUCCAGUCAUACAACACUUGAACCUUCAUUUAACUUACCUGUUGAAGAUACUUUAUUCCUUGAAGAUCUUCUCAAUAAUACUCAACUAUCUUCUACAUUAGACGAUAAUUGGCUAGAUAAUUUUCCUGUUGAUUCAUUUGAUCAAUUACUUUCUUCAAAUUCUGAUAUGACAUUCAAAGAACUUACAGAUAUGCCUAUGGAACAAAGCAAUGAAUAUAUUCAAGAUUUAGGAACGCCAGGAAGCAAUCCUUCAACAACAUAUGAUGAAAGAACAUCGUCGGUUGAAUCUACAUCCGAUAAUGAACGUGAUGAUAUAAAUCGACGUGGUUUAAAAAAAAGUGGUGGUCCCGUACGUAAAUUAGCACGAUUUGGUAAUAAACAAGUUAUAAAAUAUUCAGAAGAAUAUCAUGAUCGACGAUUAAAAAAUAAUGAUGCUGUUAAAAAAAGUCGAUUGAAAGCAAAAGAAAGACAAAAAGAUACCGAAGGUAAAAUGAGCCAAUUAGCUAAUGAAAAUCGUACAUUAAGUGAUCGAGUAGAUUUAUUAAUGAAAGAAUUACAAGUAUUAAAAUCACUUUAUAAAGAACUCAAUCAAGAUUUUCCAUCUGCUGCUGUUAAAGAACUUGAACGAGUUAAUGUGCGUUGA
Molecule: messenger RNA, 732 nt
Organism: Rotaria sordida
Lineage: Eukaryota; Metazoa; Rotifera; Eurotatoria; Philodinida; Philodinidae
Source: the annotation of a GenBank genome assembly